CUCGAAAUUUGUAUAUUAUGAACUUUAGUCGAAAAAUUAUUUUGUAAAAAUAACAAAUAAAAUGAUGAACUUAAAUAUCUUAAAAAGAUAAAGGAAGCCAAUAUAUACAAAAUCUGAGCACACACUCACACACAUCGUAAAAGAGAGAAAUAUUAGUACAAAAAAGUCCAAAAAGUACUAUAUUUUCCAUAUGUGCUCACAAUUACUAUCAAUGCUUUUUAAAGCUUUAAUUCUUCAAUUUCAUUAUUGAAAAGAUUAGUUGUUCGACGUCGUUUGACUCAACAUAUUGUGAACGGAAUUGUUGUGGUAUUUAAAAAAAAUAUUCUAAAAAAAACAGAUAUAAAGCAAAAAACAAAAUGAAAUGCUGCAGCCGUUCCACACUUGGAGUCAUUAUUGGCAUCCUUAACAUUUUGAUCUAUAUUUUCGUGUCCGUUGUAGUGCUUGGCUUGCUACAAAAUUUACAAGAACGUUUCGAUAAAACUGUCGAACAAAAGGAAAAGGCGGCCGAACUAGGAACAGUUUUAAUCAGCUCUCUAUUCGCCGCAUGCUUAGCUAUGAUCAUUGUAAGCGGUGUCCUAAUAAUGGGCAUUAUAAAGAGACGUCACAAAUUGAUAUUGCCUUGGUUAGUACUACAUGGUCUGGGUUUAGCGGUUGAUGGUGCUAGAGUUGUAUUAACUUUAAUACUUAGUCUGGUAAAUGGUAUUUCCCUAUCAGUAGUGCUUACUUCCUUUGUAUUCGGUGUAAUUGGUGUUUGUUUAGGUGCUUUAAUUUUCUGGACCAUUUACAGCUUAUGGAGGGAUAUACGUCGUAUGAAUGAUGAAAAAUCGGGCAAACUUAUUGCUGAUGUACAUUAUGGCUUCGAUCCAGCUAAUGCUCCACCACAGUACCAUUUUUUGCCUGCUUUACCACAAAAAUCUUAAGAAAUUUUUCGAAAUUUACUUAAAAAAUUUCAAUUACAAUUACAAGUAAUUGUAAUCGGUUAUUAGUCAGUUACAAAUAACAAGUAAUUGUAAUUAAUAAAACUACAAUUGCGAUUAAUUGUAAUUACUUAAUAACUCAUAACAAUUAAUUCUAAUUGGUUAUUGAUCAGUUACGCAUUACAAGUAAUUGUAAUU
Messenger RNA from Lucilia cuprina (Australian sheep blowfly), 1115 nucleotides. RefSeq lists its product as uncharacterized. The record is from RefSeq and is a predicted model, not a curated record. NCBI's taxonomy places the organism in Eukaryota, Metazoa, Arthropoda, Insecta, Diptera, Calliphoridae. Bases 357 to 920 code for a protein of 187 amino acids. The transcript is spliced from 4 exons.